AGUUCGAGUUGGAGCGCUAUUUAGGAAUGACGAGGCCGAUCCCUGCAAAACUGGCCUUCCCCAGCACUUGAUCGACGGGCUGGGAUGUCUGACUCUAAGGUUGCUAUUUUCACCUACAACCUUGUCGAAGAUUAUGGGGCAGCGGCGGUCACCACGUUUAUUAUCUACGACUAUCUGCUCACACUCGGCGACGAAGUUGAACUGGUCUGGUCAUUGAAGCCGUCGGCGUCGUCUGUUGUGUAUAUGCUCUCGCGAUACCCGUUACUCUUCUACGUGAUCUUCCCCUGGAUCAUCUAUACGAAUCCUGGACUGACACCUUCACUUUCAAUGUGCCUAUUCACUGAACGGCCCUGCAGUUGCACCGGCUUGUCAAUAACAUCCGACGUCAUGGCAACUACCUUCGUUCUGAUGGUAGCAGCAUUCGGGGCGCUGCGAAUAUACGCUGUGAGCGGUCGAGAUUGGCGGCUCGUCCUUCCGGCCCUGGCGCUGGGCCUCGUCCCUGCUGUUACCAACCUUUACGAUUACGCGAAGUCAGCAUAUGAGAUCGUCGAGUUAACAGGCGGCUCUUCGGCAUGUUCCCAGGUCCAAUCCCUCUCAAGGCACCUGUCAAAAACGUCAGCCACAGUGGUCAUUAUUUCCCGCACAUGUGCGGUCGCAUCGGACAUGAUUGUCAUCUUCGCGAUCUGCUGGUACAGCAGAAGACACAUCAAGCUCGCAAAUCAUCUCAAGAAUAAGCGCCCUUCUCUCAUGAUGCUCAUGACGCGAGACGGUGAGCACUUCCGAAUGAGAUGUUUGCUGGUCAUAUUCAAUGCUCUUGACAUGGCGCUCGCCUUGACGAAGGAAUAUGGCCAGAGUGCCACUAUUUUUGUUAAUCCUACUACCUCCGUCUUCCUCUCGCGGAGCCUGUUAAACCUCCGUGCGGCGACGCACGUUCUGGAGGAGAGUUACGACCUCGACACAUUAACUUUUACGUAUCCUCUCAGCUCGCUGCUGAUAUCAACGCAGUCUCAAGCUAGCGAGCAUGCAAUGACGGAGGAUGCCCUCGCAUCCAACGUGACCUCGGAAGGAACAGUUUGUUUUAGUAGUAUCGAUACCCCUCGUCCACCCGACACUCACGCGAAUGCGAACCCAAAUGACGACGGUAAUGUGCACUUUUGACCGGUCUUUGACGUGGAACUGAUUCCAUCUCUCAGUUGUAUGAUCGAACGAUUGGAU
Fomitopsis serialis is the source of this 1215-nucleotide messenger RNA. RefSeq lists its product as uncharacterized. Bases 85 to 1158 code for a protein of 357 amino acids. The record is from RefSeq and is a predicted model, not a curated record. The transcript is spliced from 10 exons. NCBI's taxonomy places the organism in Eukaryota, Fungi, Basidiomycota, Agaricomycetes, Polyporales, Fomitopsidaceae.